AUGGAAAGUCUGACUUCAGCUCUUAACAAUUCAGGGAACGACCUUAACUGCCUUGAGACUUUCACAGGUUAUGAGGAGUCUCUUUCACCUCUUCAAGGGACUCCAACUCGCCUAGGGCGUCUCAUCAAACCCAAACCCAAUAUGAGCUGCAGGCGAAAGCGGGAGUUCAUUUCCGACGAGAAGAAGGAUGCCUCCUACUGGGAGAAACGCCGCAAGAACAACGAGGCGGCCAAGCGCUCCCGGGAGAAGCGGCGUCUCAAUGACAUGGUUUUGGAGAACCGUGUUAUUGCACUGAAUGAUGAGAAUGUGAGGCUCAAGACAGAGCUGCUCCAGCUGAAGCUGCGCUUUGGCCUUAUAAGCACUGCCUCCUACAUCGAAAAGAGCCAACAGAUCGGUGGCGGCAGCACAGGAAAUGGAGGUUCAUCCUCAUCCUCUUCUACUCAAUACUACUCCAGCGGUUACUCCAGCGGUUCUCAGGUCAUGAUGAACUCUGACUCCUCCGAAACAGAGCAGUCAGGACACAGUGAGGGCCACAGGCAGCUGGUGAAAUACUCCCCACGUGGCUCCCUGUCUGACAUGUCUGAUGGCUCCUCUAGGGAUAGCCCAGAGCCAAUUCCCUUUGAGAUCAAACAGGAGGGUGACAGGCUGGAGAUGGACAUUGCCAAUGGCACCACCACCCAGAUCAUGUUCAACAUCCACCGGGGUCUGGGCUCUGUACCCACUCAUCACCAGAUCCAGCAGCAUUCUCAGGAGCUGGAGGCUGCUUAUCACAGCCAACAGCAGCAGCAGCAGCAGCAGCUCCUUCACCAACAACAACAACCCCAUCAAGAGCCUGCUACCGCUAUCAACACUGUCAGCCAGCCCACCCCUCACCCACCUGCUGCACAGAGGAGUGUCAUUCUGUAUGGCUCAAGCAGUGCCUCCUAUCCUGUGGACAGCCUCACGAGGCCCCAGGACAUCGAUCUGCAGGCGGCCCAGAAGCAGAGUGUCAACCGACUAUCCCAGUCCAUUACAGAGAGCUCCACAGAGACACUUGCAGAGGUGACUAAUCAGCUCGAGAGGAAGACAUUAGACUCCCCUCCUUAUGAGCUCUCAGACAGCCGUAAUGAGGCUGGAGAGAGACCGGUGUACAGAGUUUGCCAACUUCCCCAGCAGCACUUGCAACAGGAGCAUCAGCAGCAGCACCAGCAGCAGCACCAGCAGGACAGUGAUUCGUCUGACGAGCUCCUCCACAAACAAGUGGAGGGGUUCAACCACUCCCACCUGUACCACCAUCUCCAGCAGCCUCAUCCUUCAUACCUCAGUGCCCAAGAUGAGGAGCCACCUGUGCUUACCUACGAAGGUGGACCCCGGAAUGAUGCUUACUACCAAGGGCAAUCAAGCUCCUCUAACAAGGACACAUCAUCAAGUGAUGGAGAUCCCCGGAGUUCCGACAAAGAGGCCUCCACAGAUGAUGAUGAGUCCCCCCCCUCCUCCUGCUCAGACACGGGCAGCUACAACAACCAACAUCUUACCGGCCUCCACCAGCCUGCCUCCCCUCAACCCUCCUCCCAUGGCUGCUCUCAAGCUCAGGGAGAGGUGAAGGGCACAGCGUUGCCCCACAAGCUCAGACUCAAACAUCGGGCCAUGAGCACCAGCAGCAGCGGCCACUGCUCCGGCCAGGAGUCCCCAACCACUCCUCCCUCAGCCACGCCGCCCCCCCUGCCCCAGCACCCCUAUUUAUCCCUCAUGCCACAGCAGAACAUUAAGCUAGAAAGCUUGAGUCUGGGCGGACAGGCGACGUCAGGCGAGGGGACCAGGAAGGAGAGCGGGAAAAAGGAGAUGGGUGGACGACGGAACAAGAGGCGAGAUUAGAUGACAAACUUUUUAAAGCCUGUCACAAUUGAAGCAUUUUGUGAUGCUCUAUAAACUAAAGACACAACUACCCUGCCAUCAUGCCUUUGCCCUAUAAUCAAAUCCCCUCCUCAAGCCCUUGGGACAGGAAGCUGGGCUUUUCUACUCCCCUACCCCCAGUGUCACCAAAUAAGGCUGGACAUCUUGUAGGGCUGUAUCAUAUUUGUAUAUAUUGUACAGAUUUGUCAUUUCUUACAUCCUCUCCAUACUUACAGAAGCACUUUUGUUUAUGUGAUGAGAGGAGGAAUGGAACUGUCUUUUUUCUACUUUUGUCAUUAAACAACCUACAGCAGAGUACAUCAGCGAAAGCACAUUUUGAUCACUUACAAACAAGAAUGUAGAAAAACAAAACAUUUCGAGCUUUAUCAGUACUAUAAAUUUGGUACAUAUCUGACUGUAGACAAACAUACACAUGUAUGGCUAUCUGCCUUAAAAUCAAAUGCAAAUGUACACUGGGGACGUUCCCUCGACCAAAGAAGCACCAACACCACAAUAUCAAGUUCCAUACCUCUUCCCAGACCCUACCUCUACCGACCCAUACUCCCCCCCAGCCAUCUCUAUUAUUUCACAAAAGAUUUGCAUCACCUUUAUUUUUUAAGCACUUGGUUUGUAUAUUACUGUGAUAUAUGAAUAUAUGUAUCUAUUAUAAAUAUAUAUUUUACAAAGAAAUUUGAAUACAAAUUCAACAAAAAAUGCGACAAACCUGCAAUGGUAAAAGAGGAUUUUGAAAGUGACCAUCCUAUUAUGAAUCACAUUUUACUGUACAGCCACAUUGUCUACUGUUGCUACAGGACCCAUUCAAAUUAAAACACCUCUUUCUUGAUUGUUAAGCUUUAGCAUUAAUCAUUUGUUAAUGCCCUGUUUACACAGAAAUGGCCGUCCACUUUGGAACGCCAACAGCACUGAAUGGAGAACAUAAUGUUUCCUGAGGCGAGGGCCUCAUUAAAAUGUUUGGAUUUUUUAACCUUUAACCAGCCUUUAAAUAUAUGGUGAGAUUCACCAGCUGCAGGCUAUAAGCCUUUAGUUUAUUUGAGCUUUAUCAACCAUAUCUUGUGUUUGUUACCAUUCACUGGCCCAAUGUAUUUAUUUCCCUCUUCUCCACACGCCCAUCACUGUAGAAAAAGCCCACAGGAACAUAGACCGAGAAUGUGUACAGACAUUUUAGAUACAUACUGCAGCCUUGAGUUUGAACUGUGAUGUAGACAUGGGAUACUUGGGGGCAAAAGCAGGAGGAAUUAAGUCACAUUCACGUAAACACAUUAUAGUGCACUAAACAGGAGGACAACAGAGAAACCCUGCAUUUCUCUUGUAUAAAGAACAGUGUCCUCCAUAGUUACAGUACAUUUAGUGAUAUUAAAUUAGGUUUUUGAGUCAUUCUUAAAUAAAAGUUAAUGCAAUUUCCAAUUGGAGCCUUACAUUAAAAUUCCUUGUAAAACAUGGACAAUCUGAGCUUCAAUUAAUGAAGACAUUGACUUCCUAGUUUCCCAUGUGCCCCCAUUACUCACAUCUCAUGGUCUUUCUGCUACUGGGCAGUGAUGAAUUGCCUACACUGGAUCCUAGUUUAACAAACGUCUAUGUACCAUGUUUGGCUUUUUGGUGCUUGUGUAUAAAUGUAAAGUUCCCCCCACCCUCGAACAACACUGUACCGUUUAUUUCAUUGGUUUUAUAUCCUCUUUUUUCGUCAAGGUGUUGUUCUGUUUUCCUCUAUACUGUGUCUUUCUCCUAUUGACUGUGAUGACAUGUAUUUGCCUCAUUCCUCCUCUCCCCUUCCCCUUUUUUCAGUGUGUAUUAAUCAGUAAUGUUUGUGGUUUUACUGAUGGUUUUAUGAAAAAGACAAGAGGACAAAAAAAGAAAAAAAAAGAAACAGGCAAAGAUAGUGUGGUGUUUAGAGACGGGUGGUGGUUGGUCUGGUUGGUCAUUACCAUCACUUCCUUUUGACAUGAAUAUGUAUGUAAAGACACUAAUGUUCAUCGUGGAAGAUGGGAGCAUUUCAAGAUCGAAAAUAAAAUAAAAAGAAU
This is a messenger RNA of Scomber japonicus (chub mackerel), 3911 nucleotides long. RefSeq names its product nuclear factor, interleukin 3 regulated, member 2 (gene nfil3-2). The record is from RefSeq and is a predicted model, not a curated record. Gene Ontology annotation, molecular function: DNA-binding transcription factor activity; DNA binding. Gene Ontology annotation, cellular component: nucleus. The transcript has a single exon. The coding region runs from base 1 to 1854 and encodes 617 amino acids. Gene Ontology annotation, biological process: circadian rhythm; regulation of DNA-templated transcription. Lineage: Eukaryota; Metazoa; Chordata; Actinopteri; Scombriformes; Scombridae.